This is a messenger RNA of Chlamydomonas reinhardtii, 4160 nucleotides long. RefSeq lists its product as uncharacterized. The coding region runs from base 106 to 1242 and encodes 378 amino acids. The record is from RefSeq and is a predicted model, not a curated record. The transcript has 5 exons. NCBI's taxonomy places the organism in Eukaryota, Viridiplantae, Chlorophyta, Chlorophyceae, Chlamydomonadales, Chlamydomonadaceae.
GACAAUUUGCUCUGAGAACGCUCUCAAUGCGGAAGCAUGUUAAGUAGAUUCAUCAAGCCACCUGUGGGUGCACUGCGCACCGACGUCGCGACUUUGGUUCGUGCAAUGAGCGAUGGCGGUGCUAGAGCCUUGUCCUUGACCGAUGUCCUUGGUGCUAUUGGCGCCUUGAGGACCGAGGUUGCCGUCUUGAGGACCGAGCUGAGGACCGAGUUUGGCGCGUUGAGGACUGACAUUGCCACUCUACAGACAAAUUGGGGAGUCCUGCUCGAGUUUGCGAGCAGCGACGUCAUCAGUUCGCAGUUCGGCGCCAGCUUGGGCGCUUCCUGCACGCUGCGCUCCGCGGAGGACGUGGCGUGCGUGGUGUCGCCCCAGGGGCGCCCCAUCGUGCCUAGCACUACCCAGCUGGUGGCCGCGUUGGGAAGCAAGGACCUGGGCUUCUGGCACCUCGCAACAUGCGGCGUCCGGAAGGUGCAGGACCUCGCUUCGGGCAAGGAGCCGACCACCGCGGUGGUGGACGCGGCGAACGAGCUGCGAGUCAUGCAUGCCUACGAGCAGCUGGCAGCGGCGGCGACAGCGGCAACAUCGGCGCUGGAGGCGUCUGCGGCUGCUGGCGGCGGCGGCGGCCCGGGCGGUGCGGCAGCUGUAGCGGCUGCGGCAGCGGCUGCACGGGUGCCCGAAGGAGCCUGCAAUGCGGUGAUCCGGCAGCUGCACCGCAGCGGCGUGGGGAGCAUAGUGUUCGCGGGUGACAUGGAGCGCUACCUGCAGGCCGCCUCGCCGGAACGGCGCGCAGAGCUGCUUGCAGGAGACAUGUUCGUGCCGUGCCUGUCCGCGGUGGCCACCGGCACUGCGCUGCCGGAGCUGCAAGUGGACCGCUGCGGCCGCGUGUCGCUGGAGGAGCAGGUGUCGGGCGCCGUUGCGGGGCUGCACAUCGGCGAGCUGAAGAUGUCGGGCGGUGGCGUCCGCGACGCGCGCAAGGAGGUUGUGCGCUCGGCCCUCGCCCUCGCAUGGGCCUACCACGCCCUGCGGAGAGGCGUCGAUGGCGCUGCAGCGCUGCCGGUGGUGCUGGACUUGCAUGCACACAUUAUCACGUCAAAGGACGGGCGCUCGCACUCGCGGCCGGCGUCAAGGCAGCUGCCGGCGUAUCACCGCGUGGAGCGGCUGCCCGGCCACGGCUGCCCGCUGACUGUAUACUUGCACUACUACACGCUCACUGCCAGCGGUGUAAAGCGUUGGGAGCUGUGAGUAGGCCGCGCGGCGCCGCGGCUGCAGCAGCACGGGGCGGGUUGCUUGGGGGUGGUUGUCGAUGCUGCUAUCGAAGCGGUGCCACUGGGCGCUCCAGCCGCCCUUUGGUUGUAUACCGGCGUCUGAGAGCGAGAGGGUUGCAAGGUGUGGGCUGCCUGUGUGGGCGUGUCAUCGGAGGCGUCGCUGGGCGCUCAAGCUGCCCAUUGUGUGCCGGCGUCUGAGCGAGAGCGAGAUGUGCGCCUGCCAUGGAAUGGAGACAACCCUGAUGCACUGACGUCGCCGUGCAGAGUGUGUUUUCGGUGGGAACGAAGUUCGAAGUUGGAUUUAGUAGGGUGUCUGAACGGGUAGGCGGCACACAAGUUGUACAUAUACCCGAACCAGGGGUGACCCGAACUACCGAAACCUCUGCUGUCUGCUCUGGAUUACCAGAAUACCGUACUCUUUGUGCAGUGGUGGGGCAUAUAGUGGUGGAUAGAUGUGCGCGUGCAGGCUGCUGGUUUGCCCUGAGAUUUUCAGGCUUGCAAUUUUGCGCACGCUUGGAGCCCACGACGGUCCGUGGGUCCGGUGUGUGUUGGGCCUUAGCAUGUUAUUGUGCUUAAGGCGGCUACAUGGCAACUUUUGAUGUGUGCGUCUACCUGAAUGUGUCCAAUUUGAUUCUGAUGGGGAGAGCAAAGGAUUGUGACGACCUAGUAGCUUACGAGUUUGACCCCGUGUGUCACCGUGGCGCUUUGCGCGUAUGGGAUGCAAUGCUCCUGCAAUGCUGCACCCCCCGCACGUGCGGCGCAUUGCCGCCGGUGGUUGUUGUGGCAUUGCGGCGACGCGGCAGAUGACGUUGGUCGGCCCAACUUUUUUGGGCCCAACUUUCUUGGCGGCCCUUCAAUCCAACGCACGCCAGGGGCAUCGCAGCCCGCGGUGGCGGAGGUAGCUUAAAGCCUGACAAUCGGGCUGUAAGACUGACAGCGGUGUGGUGUGCAUGCAUUUGCAUGCGCAUGGUGACCGUUAUCGACGUGCGUUGCGUAACUAAUGCGUACGUAGACCAGAGCGGAAGGCGAAGUGGGCUUGCAGGCGGCACGAGAGCAAGCAGUCAGUUGCGCAAGUUGCGAUACCUCGUAACCGACGGUGUAACCGACGGUAAACGCUGUGGACGGUCGGGCCCAUGGCUUGCUGACGGAAGGUGGCUGCUUUAUUGGGAUGGCCGGGCUGGGCGACGGCGGGCUGGCUGGCGUUGGGACUACUAGAAAGGAUGCGCCCGAAACCAACUCCUGUUGGGAUGACCGUGUGUAGGGUGUGCGAUGGGACAGUUGUAACUUGUAAGGCAGGUUGGUGAAGUCCCAGCUGAUUGCCAAACCCCAGCAGAUGGCAAACAAUUUGCAACGGCAGGGCAGGAGUGCGCGGCUCGGCGAACGCCGGAUUUACUGCACCGACGAGUUGCUGGCUGGCUGGAAGUUUGCUGAUGCGCAUUCUUCACGCUCCGGGUGCCUGGCCAGGCGAUAGCACCACGCAGACACACCGCAACGCCACACUCGCGAUGCAGAUUGCAGAGCCGCAUCGCACCUGCAGGAACGGCGCAACUACCUAGGUCAUUGGUGGUCAUGCGUAUGUAGAGAGAGCACAGGUGUAAGGUUCUGCGUCAAGCGACAUGCCCCCUAAGGGCCAUCCGUGGCUCUCGCCAACGCGGCGUCCCGACACGCCAAAGCAAUGUGUUGAGUUUGCGCCUAGAACAGACGACCACUCGGGACCAAGGUCGAGGCCAAGGGUCUGUAGUCUCUGUAGGCAGUGGCAGGCCCGGGUGCCAGUUGCAGGCGGGCGGGUAAGCUUGCAGGGACACAUGAACAGCCGGGGAGGUCCACUCGUACUGCAAGUAUGGCGCCAAACUCCCCCCGUGCAUUAGUUGGGUCCUUGAAUUGCACGAGUCCGGGGCGUGUGCCAGCGCCGGUAAACGGUACACGGAAAUGAGUGCAAGCAUGUCGGCAUUGCGCAGCGGUUGACGGCAGUUCUCUUGCCGUCGCAGGGAGAGCAGUCAUCAGUGAAGCCAAAGUGUACACCCAUAUUAUGCGCAGCUGGGUCAGUGCGUGGGAAUGAGCACUCUUGUAUAUAUACCCGAACCAGGGGUGACCCGAACUACCGAAGCCUCUGCUGUCUGCUCUGGAUUACCUGCAUACCGUACUCUGUGUGCAGUGGUGGGGCAUAUAGUGGUGGAUAGAUGUGCGGGUGCAGGCUGCUGGUUUGCCCUGAGAUUUUAGGGUUUGCAAUUUUGCGCAUAGCGUGGAGCCCACGACGGUCCGUGGGUCCGGUGUGCGUUGGGCCUCAGCAUGUUAUUGUGCUGAAGGCGGCUACAUGGCAACUUCAGAUGUGUGCGUCUACUUGAAUGUGUUCAAUUUGAUUCUGAUGGGGAGAGCAAAGGAUUGUGACGACCUAGUAGCUUACGAGUUUGACCCCGUGUGUCACCGUUGCACUAUGCCGUCUAUGCGCGUAUGGGAUGCAAUGCGCCUGCAAUGGUGCACCCCCAGCACGUGCGGCGCAUUGCCGCCGGUGGCUGUUGUGGCAUUGCGGCGGCGCGGCAGAUGACGCUGGCCGGCCCAACUUUCUUGGCGGCCCUUCAAUCCAACGCAUAGUUAGCGAAGUGCUUGCUAGUGAAUGCGAAUGCAAGACGCCGUCGUGAGCUCCAGGCUAGCAAUAAACAUCACGAAAGCAGUUAGUGUCAGCGGCAAUGCGGUUACUUGUUACCAAUGCGGUUACUUGUAUGUAACGCAUGCCAGGGGCAUCGCAGCCACGCGCAGCCCGUGGUGGCGGAGGUAGCUUAAAGGCUGACAGUCGGGCUGUAAGACUGACAGCGGUGUGGUGUCCUUGCAUUUGCAUGCGCAUGGGUGAUCAUGCGUAGGGAGAGCAAAGGUGUCAGGUUCUUCGUCAACUACAGU